Messenger RNA from Macrobrachium nipponense, 3928 nucleotides. Its product is annotated as solute carrier organic anion transporter family member 74D-like. The record is from RefSeq and is a predicted model, not a curated record. Gene Ontology annotation, cellular component: plasma membrane. The transcript is spliced from 15 exons. Gene Ontology annotation, biological process: sodium-independent organic anion transport; transmembrane transport. NCBI's taxonomy places the organism in Eukaryota, Metazoa, Arthropoda, Malacostraca, Decapoda, Palaemonidae. Bases 417 to 3194 code for a protein of 925 amino acids.
GAGAGGUGGGGAGAGAAGGUCGAUCGGCACCAGAGCAAAAGAGAGACAGAAAGAGCAAGUGUCGCUCCUUUACCAGCCGAGCACCGCGUUAACUUCUACGAACGAAAUUUGAACCUCAUUUUCAAGUUCAGUCGACUGAAGUUUGGGGUUUUAAUAUAUAUCGAUGAACACAACGAUGCAUUAAGUUUAUUAAAAGCGUUGCUUUAGUAACUGUCAGGGCGGAUUUAAUGUCAAAAUAGUGAGAAAAACUUACGGAACUUUUAAAGUCAGUGAAAGAUUAGUAAUAUAAGACAAAGGUAUAAUCGGAACGAAGCCAUUUCUGAGUGGAGGAUGAAAUAACGUGGAACAGAAAAGAAUAACAAAAAAGAUGAGGAUAUUAUAGAAUAUAAUAGAAUCCUUGCUUAUGCAGCUUCAAAAUGGAGAAUAAGUCCUUUAGUAUCUCCGAAGAGAAUUCGUCCGGCAAAGAAAACGGAACCGCGGCUAAAGAAAACGGGAGGACCACUUACCCUUCUGCGUUGACUCCUGCGGAGGUUGAUGGCGGUGACGUCUGCAAAACAAGACUCGAAUUCCACGAGAAGGAAAAUGUUCCAGCUGCUGACAACGACACCAACUACAUGUGUGGGGCAUUUGGCAGAUACCCCAAGUGGAUGCAGAGAUUCGCAAGUCCACGCUGGUUCCUCGUUGCUUACUGCAUCCAGAACAUCAUUGCCGGAGCGGAGAGCACUUUCCUUAUAGGAUGCACAUCCUCCAUCGAGAAGCACUUCCAGUUUUCCAGUGGGGACAUGGGUCUCAUCAUCCUGCUCAGUGAGAUUGGUCCCAUCAUCACAACAAUGCUACUCAGUUACUUUGGAGGACGAGGUAACCGACCCCGGUGGUUGGCUAUAGGACUAGCAAUCGGUGGCUUGGGCGUGCUGAUAAUAUUCUCUACCUUUCUCAUUUAUCCGGCGCCCGUUCUUUCUGAAUCUGGGCUUCUAGACAACAGCAAGAAAUUCUGCGACAUCCAGGACAUCAUCAAUUUCCAGUUCCUGAACGCGACGACCACUGCGUCUAGCCUAAGCCUAGACGCAUACUCGGUCGAGAGUCAGUCGCCAUCUUGCCAGGGUUCCAAUAAUCUGGCUUUCAUCCUCUGGUUGAUGGGGUUCACGUGUAAAGCUCUUUCGGGUACCAUCCUAUACAUAGUGGGCGCUCCAUACUUAGAUGACAGCGUCUCCAAAAACGCCGCCCCUAUUUAUUUUGCAAUCAGCACCUCAGUUCGCGUCCUGGGUCCAACAAUCGGUUUCGCUCUCUCGGCAUUUGCGCUAAACAUCUACGUCUACCCGGGGCAGCAUUACGGUAUUUCACCACACGACCCGCGCUGGAUUGGCGCCUGGUGGACUGGGCCCCUAGCUUUUUCCACGCUGAUGUUAGCCUACGCUUUCACCCUCUCGCUUUUCCCGAGGAAAAUUAAACGAUCAGAAACGGCAGAAGAAGACCUAGAGGGACGACGCCCAGCCAAGGAAGACGGAAUCUCCAGCAGACAACUAACGGGAGAAGACCUCGUGAAGACCUCUGUUGUGCCAACCAACGAGGACCCUCCUUACAAGAUACAUAAUGGAACCAACGGGCACUUGCCUCAAGGGCAUCAUCAGACUGGAUACAGCGCCGGCAGGAGCUGGGAUGAAGUACAUAACGAUCUCGUCAGGCAGUUUGAAGCUGGAUACGGGAACUCUGCAAAGACUCAGAGGGUUAAGGGGCAUUCUGGGAAUGGGGAUUCCGACGGGGUGGGCAGUCAAGAGGUCCUUCAGGAGAAAACUCUGAAGAAGAAUACCCUGGAGACCUUUGUGCCACAGAGUCAGAUUAACACUGCUAAAGACUUUUUAGAAGCCGUGAAACGCCUCUCGAGGAACCCAGUCUUGCUGUUUCUUUCCCUGAGCGACUUGUUUGCGCUGAUCGCCGAACUCGGCCUGUUCAUGUGGCUCGCCAAGUACCAGGAACACCAGUUCAGGAUUACCAAGUCUUCGUCUACGUUCUUCUCUGGUAUAUCAAGCACGACGUCUCUCCUGCUGGGGGUGGCUGGAGGAGGCGUCUGGAUACGUCGUUUCCGCCCGAAGGGCAAGACCGUAGCCUACCUCAUGGCGGUGGGCGCCUUCAUUUACACGCUGACUCUCGUGGGCGUGAUGUUCGUCAGCUGCGACUUUCAGCAGGACCUUCCCGGGAUACUGUCUCCUGACGGGAGAAGCGUGGAACUCUACCGAGGAUGCAGCAGCGGUUGUGACUGCGACCUGAAGGAGUUUAUCCCCGUCUGCGUCAGGGACGGGCCGAUUAACCUCACCUACUUCUCGCCCUGUCACGCAGGGUGCCCGGAAACCAGGCCCCCACCACCUCCUGAAGGGGACACGAAUUUAUUAGAAGGAGCCGCUGACGGUUUCCACCGCGAAGUGUUUUUUAACUGCACAUGUGGGAGUCCAUCGGCUAAAGUGACCUCUGGGUACUGUCAGGACACCUGCUCGGAAUUCAUCGUCUAUAAUGUCAUUAUGGUCAUCGUGAGGUCCUUCAUAUCUGUGGGGAUCAUUGGUGGGACUCUCAUCGGUAUGAGGUGCGUUUCCGUCGAAGACAAACCUCUGGCCAUCGGCGUGAAGACUUCGAUGGUUUCUGCCGCCCUGAUCGUGAACCCUCUGAUCUACGGGAGCCUCAUCGACUCAUCCUGCCUCGUCUGGGAGGAGACUUGCCAGAACGGGAGAGGCUCUUGCUGGCUCUACAACACAGAUGACUUCAGGUACAAACUGCACGGCGUGUCCGCCUUCUUCAUAGCCCUCUGCUCCGUCUUCUGCUUCAUCGUGGCCAGGAAGAUCGGCGACCUGCAGCUGCUAGACGAGAACCCUCCGUGUUCCACGCAGUCUUCCCCGGCCUCCUCUUUCCUCUUCUCCAGCGGCCCAGGGGCUGGACGGAAGUCGAGUCUCAGGAGGAGCCUGAAGAAGAUCUCCCGUCUCGUGGGACGGGAGAAUGGAGGCUCUAGGUCCCCUGGGAGGAAGAAGGAAGAGAAAGAGGGGCGAGGGUCCCAAAGGGGAAUGGGUGAUGGGGAUAAACAGGCGAAGAGAGAAAAUGACGUAGAGAGAAGUCAUGGAGGUGAUGGGUCAAACCUGCAGCCGUCAUCGCCUGUGUUUGCCGCUGGGAAUAUGCUUCCCUCCAGAAUAGUGAAAACAACGGGUGUUUGAGCAACUGGUGGUUGAACAAUAUGUUGUUUUGCGUUGUUGGGACUUAAGUGAAAAAAUAAACGAAACAGUUAUUAAUCCUAUGGAUGGAAACUAAAGAUUUUUGCCAGUCUUGAAAACCCGGUGAUUUUCCAGAAGUAAAUUUGAAAAAGAAGUAAAAUGAGCAUCAGAUGGCGUAUCUUAGCCAAUGUUCCCAUGUGUAAAUUUUUCAACAAUUUAAUAAUUCGGCCAAAUAUUUCUUCAGUUCCUUCAGGUAACAUGUCAAGGAACUAAAACAUAACCGUCCUAUUUAAUAAUGAAAUUUUUAAGAAAUCACACGUGUCUCAUAAACGACAGAUGACAGAAGUGUUUUUAUUAUAUUUUUAUGAAUGAAGAAUUUGAUUUCUUUAUAAUUCUUGUAUAUAAGUUGUGAAUAAAAAGUCUUCAGUUUCUCUCCGCUCUCUCAUGAUUUGCGUAAUACAGUUACGUACCCAGAAGAACUCUUGAAUAUGUGUGAGUGCGUGUGUGUCAUAGGAGAACUUACUCGUAGGUAAUAUAGUGACUUACAUGUGUGCAAUAGUGUGCUGUUUUAUAUAUACGUACCUAUAUAUAAAACAAGUCAAAGUGCAAAGAAUAUGAAAAGUACAUUUUAUAUUAUUUUCUAUAUGAUUUAUUAUCUAGGAUAAGUGUUCUAUUAUGCGAGAAUCUGACCUAUGUAUGCAAUAUACCAAGUUUAUAAUAUAUUUGUAGUGAAUUCA